This is a messenger RNA of Tachysurus fulvidraco (yellow catfish), 1751 nucleotides long. RefSeq names its product erythroblast NAD(P)(+)--arginine ADP-ribosyltransferase-like. Gene Ontology annotation, molecular function: NAD+ poly-ADP-ribosyltransferase activity; NAD+-protein-arginine ADP-ribosyltransferase activity. The transcript is spliced from 3 exons. Lineage: Eukaryota; Metazoa; Chordata; Actinopteri; Siluriformes; Bagridae. The coding region runs from base 248 to 928 and encodes 226 amino acids. The record is from RefSeq and is a predicted model, not a curated record.
AAACAACUCUAUUUAUGGUAAUUACAAAGGGAAGUAGUUGAGUAUAAAUAGCGAUGAGUUGAAGGUCUGACACACUGUUGGUUUGAGCACCUCCUCGUUAUAUAUUUAAGAAGCCUUGAGCUCAUCAGAUCUAUUAACAUUGAGGCAAGCUGUUUUCAUCCUCAUCACCACUGCCAUCAUCAUCGCCAUCAUCAACACUGAAGCAGUUUUGUCCAAACGGAAAAAAAACCCUGCUUACUAACUGGACAUGGCACCGGAUUCUGUUGAUGACCAAUUUAUAGGUUGCGCUGAAGAAACAUACAAACGGAUAAUAGACGAGGUCCUAGGAAAAAAGUUAAAUAAAAAUAAACACUUUAAUGAUACUUGGAAUAAAUACUCAGACAGUACUGAUAAUUUUACAAGAAUAAUAAAGGUCUACACCAGUUCAAUGAAAGAAGAACUGUAUUCAAAAUUCAAUGAUUCUGUCAGAUUAGGAAAAAACAUUACCCCAAAAAAUUCAAAUACAGAAUUUCAUUUCUUGCUAACACGUGCUGUACAAAUUCAUAAAUUGCAGAGCUGUGUUAAUGUUUUCCGUAGAACCGCUGUUAGUUUUGAGAGACCUCAGAUUAAUGCUACAAUGCGAUUUGGCAGGUUUGCAUCGACUUCAUUUAGCAAUGACUUGGAAGAAUUUGGCAAUAAAUCCUGUUUUGAGAUUAACACGUGCUUUGGUGCAAACAUAUCCACCAUUUCUGUACUACCUGAUGAGGAAGAGGUGCUAGUCCCACCUUAUGAAAUGUUUACUAUAACAAACAUUACUGAUAAACAAAACCACAUGAACUGCGAAGUCCUUUACACACUAAAGAGUGCGGGAAAUUGUAGCUGUAUGGACUGCGAGCUGCUUAAAAACCAACCCCGCCGACAUUACUCCCCACAUAGAAACAUAAGGUAAUGUUGGGUUAAUGUUUUAUAGCACAACCACUAGCAUGGCUGGAUAACUUAAGGCCAUGAUGCUAUGUAUUCUAAGCAUGUAUUGAUGUCAAUGAUAUACAUUAUUUGUUAUAUCAUCAUAAAAUUGCUCAAUAAUAAAGAUAGCAUUGUAAUUUUAACCAUUUUGUCUAGCAGCGCUUUGUAGCAUGGCAGCAACUUACUGCCUUAAUGCUUUUCAAAUUAAAAGACACCCGGACCAUAUGUGUGUUUUUUUAUGUGUUGUUAUUAUAUUCCCACGAAUAUUAUAAAUAAAUAAAUAAAUUAUGUCACUAAAACAAAUUCCUCGCAUGUGAAAACAUGCCUGGCAAUAAAGCUGAUUCUGAUUCUAAAUAAAGCGGAGGCGGGAAUCAAACCUAACCACUAAGCCACCGUGCCCCUUAAAUUAUGUAUGUAUGUACUGUAUAUAUGCAUGUAUGAAGAGCUCUUUUCCAAAACGCGAUAAACGCCAAAAUAAAAAAACCGAGUUUGUCAUGUCAUUUUGCUGUGUUGUGAACCUAUAUACUGCUCCAUCAAUGUUUCAUGCCAAAAUGCUAUAUUUCCUUGUUUAAAAUGUACAGCAAGAUGCAGUUCCUUUCCAAACCGCGAUAAGCACCAAACCUGUUUUUUGCCUAAACGCUAUAUGUCCUCUCGACCAAUCAGAAUUCGGUGAGCGCGAGAGAUGUUUGUUUGUGAGCAGUCUUCAAAAUGAGUGUUUUUAACUGUAAUAACAAUUUUGAUGGCCUGGAUGAGCUAGUGAAACCUACUGAUGGGGGUAGAAAACGCCGACUGGACAAAGAAAACCACAA